AUGAUGGUAAUGAGACUGAACAAUGCUGGGCAGUUUAUGCUCUGUAUCAGUGUAUUAAUGGUGAUCCUAUACAUCAUCUGGUUUCGAGGGUACAAUGACACCGUCAACAAAGCAUUGCCGAUCGAGACUGGAAACACACCUAAGUUUGAGGAGGAGGACGUUAGAACAAAGAAACCUCACAUAGUUUUCAUAUUUGCUGAUGACUAUGGGUACAAUGAUAUUGGAUAUCACGGAUCACAAAUUAAGACACCCCAUUUGGACCGGCUUGCAAAAGCGGGAGUACGGCUUGAGAACUACUAUGUACAACCAAUAUGUACACCAUCGAGGAGUCAAUUAAUGUCUGGCAGAUACCAGACACAUACUGGGUUACAACACAGACAUAUAGCAGGGAAUAUGCCUAAUGCUCUACCAAGAGAUAGCCCCACCCUUCCUGAUAAAAUGCGAGAAGCUGGGUACUCAACUCAUAUGGUUGGAAAGUGGCACCUUGGCUUUUAUAAGGAGGAAUACUUGCCGAAUAAUAGAGGAUUUGACUCGUUUUAUGGGAUCUUGGCUGGACAUGUAGAUCACUACAAUAAGACUUACUGCUAUGACUUCUGCGGGUAUGACUUCCGUGAUAACUAUGAACCAAUUGUUCCGGUACCAAUGGAAUACUCAACUCAUUUGUAUUCUAGACGUGUUACAGAACUUAUCCACAAUUACAAGUCUACAAAGCCGUUGUUUCUGUAUUUGGCUUUUCAAGCUGUCCAUACUCCUCUUGAGGUUCCGAAACAAUAUUCUGACCUUUAUUCACAUGUACAUGAUUGGAACCGGAAAUUAUAUUCAGGUAUGGUGAGCGCGAUGGAUGAAGCCGUGGGGAAUAUCACAGCAGCAUUCCAGGCCAAAGGGAUGUGGGACGAUACUAUACUUGUCUUCUCCACAGACAAUGGAGGAAGGACCGAUCGUGGCGGUGUAAAUUGGCCGUUAAGAGGCGGAAAAGGUUCCCUGUGGGAAGGAGGAGUACGUGGUAUAGGAUUCGUCCAUGGCAAACGUUUGAAGAAUAAAGGCACAAUUUCUAGAGAAAUGAUACACGUAUCAGAUUGGUACCCAACAUUAAUCAGACUUGGGGGUGGAUCCCUUAAGGGUACCAAAGCAUUGGAUGGAUUCGAUCAAUGGAAUACGAUCAGCACCGGAGCUAUUAGUCCAAGGGAUACACUCUUACAUAACAUAGAUCCUUUGUAUGACCCCAUCGGGACAAAGCUGCCUGGCAGUCCGUUUGACAACCGUUACAGAGCUGCAUUGAGAUGGAAGAAUUGGAAGAUAAUUACUGGAGCACCAAGUAAAAUAAUCAUUGUCAUAGGUAACGGAAGCUGGAUACCGGCACCUGAAUCCUCUGAUAAGUUCCAGCUAGAUAUUGACGCGGAUAAACCGGAAAAGAAUAUUUGGUUAUUUAAUAUUGCUGAAGACCCCGAAGAGAGACGGGACUUACAGGACAAGUUCCCGAAAGUUUUAAUGUCAAUGCUUGAAAAGCUACAGGAAGCUAACUCCACUGCUGUGCCAUGUAAAUACCCUCCUGUUGACAGUCGGGCUGAUCCCAAGCUUCAUGGCGGAUACUGGGGACCGUGGAUAAAGUGA
This is a messenger RNA of Ylistrum balloti, 1611 nucleotides long. RefSeq names its product arylsulfatase B-like. The transcript has 9 exons. The record is from RefSeq and is a predicted model, not a curated record. Lineage: Eukaryota; Metazoa; Mollusca; Bivalvia; Pectinida; Pectinidae. Bases 1 to 1611 code for a protein of 536 amino acids.